Pocillopora meandrina is the source of this 5542-nucleotide messenger RNA. Lineage: Eukaryota; Metazoa; Cnidaria; Anthozoa; Scleractinia; Pocilloporidae. The record is from the annotation of a GenBank genome assembly.
AUGCAUAGUUGUCCAUACUGUACUAGUUUUCUUGGUAGAAGCUUCAAAAAGUUAUUACAUCAUAUCAAAUUUAUUCACAGUCAUGAACCAAACUUUAGCAUCACAUGCAGACAAUGCGGCCAGUCAUUUCGAAAAUUCAAUUCGUUCAAAUCCCAUAUCCAGAGAGAAGAGAAGAAGAAUGCACUGUUAAAUUUUGCGAACGUAAGUGAGCAAGGCGAUGAAGACGUAGAAGAUGAAAACUCUGAUGAAGAAGAUGGAGAAGACAACGAUUCAAAUGAAGACACAAACUACGUCGACGAUAUGACAAGAUUCUUGGCACUGUUUAUUUUAAAAACCAAAGAAGAAAAUCAACUAAGCCAACAGACAAUCAAUGCUAUUCUUGAUAAUACAGGAGACCUAGUGGACAGUAGCUUAGUGGAAAUGAAAAACAAAGUGGUGGCAUGCCUUCAAAGCAGUGGAAUAGAAAUUGCUGAUGUUGAGGGCCUAUCUGGAGUACUUGAUGAGCCAAGUAUCUACUCCCAAGCAAAACAACGUUUGCAGAAUGAAUACCAACAGAUGAAGUACUUUGUUGAGAAUUUUAACUUUGUGGUAAGUCCUUAGCUUAUGUCCAGGCUUUAAUAGAUGUGAUUAGAAGAUAUGGGACAAAUUAAUGUAUUUUAUCACUUGUGUUAACUUGCUUUAAAGUCAUCUUAAUUAGCCUUCUUAUAAACACAUGCAUUACCAAAAUAAUAUAAAUAUAUUGAUUAUUAUGCUGAUAUGAGUUUUAAUAUAUAUAGGAGCCACAGGAAGUCAUCCUCAAUCAAUAUGCUGAAUAUCGCUAUCUGCAAGGCAAGCAAAAACUCUGCCUGGUCAAGGAAACAUUUCAUUACAUCUCGAUACUGAAAACCCUACAAUCUUUGCUCAAUCAGGCAGAUGUUUUAUGUGAGGUAAGCAUCCUAUUUGAUGUAUGUAGAACAGGGAAUAUAACAGGAACUGCAGAGAUGGGUAGGGUUAGGUUUGCAUUUUCUGAUGUUAGCGCCCCCCCCCCCCACACACACACACACUUGUUAGGAUGCUGUGCAGUCCCUGUAUAGAGCAGCUUUCGUAUGACUGUGAAAAGUUCAGUGCCGUGAACGUGUCGUGUCGUAACGUAGGAUUUUAAUUGGCUGGAUUUUCUUUUUUUGCGCGAUGUGAUUGGCUAAGCAGUGCCGUGUCCGCGUAGUGACAGUGUCCGUGCAGUGUUUCGUGCCAUGUUUCUUGCAUUUGAUUGGACGAGGAGUGCGUGUCUUGCAGUGACCGUGAUGUUUUCUAGAUUUUUAAUUGGCUGACUCCUUCCCAUGACAUUGUUCAUGCCGUGAACGUUUCACAGUCAUACGAAAACUGCACUAAUAGUUAUAUUGAAACACUUCAGUGUAUGGGUUACAUGUUUUUAUGGAGGAACUUGGGUGUGGUGAUUUGGAAAACUCUUAGUUUUUGUGACAAUUUAGAUAUCAUUUUGAAGUUGACAAUAUUGAAUCAAUACCAUUAUUUUACAUGACAGUCCCUCUAAUAACAAAUUACUUGUGGCACAUUUCAAUAAUUUGGGUACUUUUGUAGGUUAUGAAUGGUCAUUCCUCAAAUGAUGGAAUUCUAAGAGACUAUUGUGAUAGUGAACAGUACAAAAUGCAUGCUCUUUUUGGACAACCUGGUAAUGCACUACUUCUUCAUUGUUACUAUGAUGAUUUUCAAGUAACAAACCCGCUUGGAUCAAAGACAAAAAAACAUAAAAUAGGUAUGCUUUUCAAUCAUGUAUUUACAGGCAUGUAAACUAUUACGUGUUUUGUUAGGUUGCUGUUAGCAUUAAUAAUUAUCAUGAACAUUAUUAUUUAUUGACUGACAAUCUCCUGUUUUUGUGUGUGUGUGUGUGUGUGUGCUUGUUGAUGGUGUGUUUGCAGAUGAUGAAAAAACAAAACUACAACCAAACUAUCCACAAGAUAUUAAUUGCAUGUUUGUCAUGUUUAAACAAUAUCUGGCAGGGAAAUUUUGAGAAAUCUCUAAAAACUGAUCUUUUGGGGAUAUCCUAUUCACUUAUGAAUGUUUAUGAGGUUUGACAUGCAACAUCCACCAUCCUAAAUUUCAAUCCUGUUCAAUAUCAAAAUAUUGAAUGCGUACAUGCAAUGAGAGUAAGUUCCCUCAAAUGUGCAGUGUAAAAUAAGUGCAAAUGUAAGGUCUGGUUCAUACGACGUGCUUCUGUUGUGCUGCACAAUAGCACAUUUGUGUUGACCCAAACUAAAGAAGGUUCAGCCUUGAUUCAUACGUCAUACCUAGUAUGUUGAGCCAAAUACCUUAAACAUAAAUAGGUGGUAAAAACAGUCAGCAGAAUUAAAGCAGAAUUGAAAAAUAUCAAAGGAAAACAUUGUUUGAGGUAUGCAUUUGGUUUGGCACAACAUGUUAUGACUAUUGCCAUUGAAAUUGAUUUUUUUAUGAACAUCAGGAGCCUUUUACUUCAAUCUGGGAAAUCUUAGUCCAGAAUACCGUUCUGUUAUCAACUCAAUUCAGCUAAUUGCUUUGUGCCGAGUACCGCUCAUAAAAAAGUAUGGAAUGAAUAGGAUACUGCAGCCAUUCAUGCAAGACCUGCAUCAACUAGAGGCAGUAAGUAUAUUGUAGCAUACACUUAACUGUCACCUAAAUGUAAGUUCAACCAUAUAAAAAUAAUUAAGUGCACAUUGUCAUUAAUAUUAAUUUAUAAUUUAAUUAAAAAUAUGUAUUUGUUUUCUUCCUAGGAUAGAGGUGUAACAUUUUGGAUAGAUGAACAAGAAAGAACAUUCAGUGGUUCCAUUGGACCUUAUUCAAGUGACAAUCUUGGGGCACAUUCUCUUGGUGGUUUUCAGGAGAGCUUUUCUGGUCUAAGGAUUUGUAGAAUUUGUAUGGCAACUAGAGAAGACACUAACACAAAGGUAGUAGUAGUAGUGUGCAUGCAUUUUUGGUCAUUAUUCAAUGUGUCAAGUGUAAAAGAUUAUUUACCGGCAUUCUAAAUUUUGUUACAAAUAAGUUUAGACUUUUGAUCAGACCCUGUGUCAAUAGUGUUAAUAUGAGUCUACACUUCAAAGUUCAUGGACUUGAGAUGAAUAUACUAUUAUACAACUCAUAUUGUGAAUGUCACAUUGAUAUUAGUUUACAGAAGCAGAUUUUCAAAUUAGAACAAGAGCAAUCCAUGACAGACAUUGCCGGCUUGUAGAAAAUGAUGCAAAUCUAGAAGCAACUUAUGGGGUAAAAACAAGAAGUGUUCUCAACCAGUCCCGUUACUUCCACAUUACUGAUGGACUUGUUCUUGAUGUCAUGCAUGACCAACUUGAGGGAGUGCUGCCCUAGAAGUCAAGAUUCUGUUACAGAAGUACAUUCAAGAGGAAAAUUAUUUCACACUUGAAAUUGUGAAUGACAGAUUAGAAAGAUUGUGGUAUCCUCAAUCUGAUGCUAGCAAUAAACCAAGUCCUAUAAAGCCGCAGUCAUUGGCAAACAAUUCAAUGAGGAUUUCACAGUCAGGUUAGGAGAAUGAUGUUUUGCAAUGGUUGAGUUACAUAUUACUAUUAUAUAUUAUGUUAUAUUUUAAAAAAAAAGAAAUAUACAAAAAUAUAUAUAAAAAGGCUUUGUUGUAUACUAAAAGUACAUGAUAAUUUCAUAUUCUUUUCUUUCUUUCACCAGCAGCUCGGAUGUGGUGCCUGGCAAGAAUGUUUCCUAUACUUAUAGGAGACUUGAUUCCACAAAAUGAUGAGCACUGGGAAAACUUUUUGCGACUACUGAAAAUUGAAGAAAUUGUUUUUGCUCCUAAAGCAACACCACAGCUGGCUGCAUAUCUUGGAGUUCUCAUAGAGGAGUACCUAGAGGACUAUGUCAACCUCAAUGACCGGCUUCCAAUCCCAAAACAGCAUUACAUGGUGCAUUACCCAAAUCAAAUUAUCAAGUAUGUCUUUUUAUAUUGAAAUUGUAAGCAUUGUACAUUUUGUACUACUGGGGUUAGGGAAGGGUAUUACCACUUUAUCCACCUUUCAUAACUUUACAUACCCUUUCAAUAUAUGUAUUAUUAGCCCACUCAGACUUCAUCAUGCUGAUUAUUUAAGUUUUCUGAAACUUGCAGUGCAGCUUAUACAUGGGUAUAUAAUGCAGUAUUACUUAUAGUUUUAUGUGAUGUUUAAUGAAUGAGCAAUAAUGUCUUAUCAGGUUUAGAAGCAUGAGGUGCAGCCGAGUGUUUUUAGACCUCAUAAUUAUAAGAUUUUGGUUCCACUGGAGCCACCAUACAUGGACUUUCAUACUUCAAUAGAUAUUUGACGUCACAGGCAUGUGCGAGUAGCUCUAAAAGAAACUCCCACAUGCUCAAUAUUCUAUACAUGGCAAUCUGGAAUUUUAGGGUGUGAUGAGACCUUGAUGAGGCUCUAAGUCUUCAUCUAAACAUGGACAUAUACUUCCUCUCAGAUAAAGUCAUCUGUCUUAGUGUUCUUUAUAUAAAGAAUACUAAUGAAGGUAAUUUUUUUUAUAUAAAGGUUCAUCUAAAAGAUGGACUUAAAGGGGGACAUUAUCGAGUAUAAAGGUCCAUGCAUGUAAUAUGUAUGGUGUAUCCAGUUGGCCCAAAGGCUUAUGAAUUAUUAAUGAGUUUUUUAAUAAUAUCUAGUAAUCUUCCAUUUACAGAAAUGGUCCCCUAGUAAGAAACUGGGCCAUGAGGUUCGAGGCCAAACAUAACUACUUUAAAAAGCUGGUAGACAACAUCAACAAUUUCAAAAAUAUCACCUAUUCCUUGGCUAUGAGGCAUCAAGCCCUUCAGACUUAUCGAAUGCAAAGUUCACAAGGCAACUAUUUGAGAGUGUCUUUGGAAAUUGGACCUGGUAAGGGAGCCAUCAUUAAUUACUGGGGGGGGGAGGGCCAGUAAAAUUUCUAAACCUUCAUCCCAAGAAAUCUUGUCCUCCCCAAAUCAAAGCCUUGUCCCUCUCCCUAAAUGCUGGUCCAAAAUUUUUUGGCCCUUCCCAAAUCAAAGCCCCCUAAACUUACCAGCCCUCCCCCCAGUAAUUAAUGACCUAAGCAUUAAAUUAAUUUAACCCCAUGUUCAAUGUCAUUGGCUAAAUCAUGAGAGUUUCCUUUAAUAUAUAUAUAUAUUUUAUAUAACUUUUUAGCUGUUGGAAGGGUAACAACUGUUCAAGAAGCAGGAGUAGAAGAUGAGCUGCAAGAGGCAGACCCCCAAACUAAAGGCGACAGUUCACUGACACGCACAUCCUGGGUUAAAGUUUAUGGAACCAAAUACGUAAAGGGCGAUGUUAUUGUAAUUGACUACCACCAUGGCUUUCCAAUUUUGGGAAAGAUCCAAAAGGUUUUGGUUGUUGAGAGACACAUAGUUUGGUUUCAGUACCUUAAAAUAAAUGUUACUGAAUUUGUCUGUCAUUUAAAUGCUUUUAAAGUUCAGCAACUGAACGAAAUAAGAUAUAUUAAGCAAUCUGAGCUUCUAGAUUAUUACCCCCUUGGUCUCGUUAAGGGAUUUGGUUGCUAUGCCAACCAAGUCUUCGUGACAUUGAAAUACAGAUUGGAUCUUAUGCAGUAA